This is a messenger RNA of Plasmodium gonderi, 390 nucleotides long. RefSeq names its product conserved Plasmodium protein, unknown function. Gene Ontology annotation, biological process: protein folding. The transcript is spliced from 6 exons. The record is from RefSeq and is a predicted model, not a curated record. Gene Ontology annotation, cellular component: prefoldin complex. Lineage: Eukaryota; Apicomplexa; Aconoidasida; Haemosporida; Plasmodiidae. Bases 1 to 390 code for a protein of 129 amino acids.
AUGGCAUCAAUGAGUGAAAAUCACCUGAAUUUGCUAAAACGGUUAAAAGAAAUAUCCAAGCUGAUUGAAAUUACUUUGCAACAGAACAAUAGAUUGAAGGCCAUCUUAGGUAGUGAACAGUAUUUUAGGAAAAAAUGCGAAGCGGCUAUAGAAACGAUUGAAAACACCACAGAUCAGCAGGAGUGCUUCAGAAAGGUGUCCAAAAUCUUUAUCAAAAAACCACGAGAAGACCUGAGAAACGAACUUAAAGAGGAAAUGGCCCAAUACGACAAGCAUACCCCGCAUUUAGUGGAACUCCGAAAAAAGCUAAUAGACAAGUUGUCCAACUUGAAGGAUCAAUAUAUGCAGACCCAUGAAAGUAUUGAGAGAGAAGCAAACCAAACUGCUUAA